Drosophila virilis is the source of this 3082-nucleotide messenger RNA. RefSeq names its product vacuolar protein sorting-associated protein 18 dor (gene dor). NCBI's taxonomy places the organism in Eukaryota, Metazoa, Arthropoda, Insecta, Diptera, Drosophilidae. Gene Ontology annotation, biological process: endosome organization; lysosome organization; endosome to lysosome transport. The record is from RefSeq and is a predicted model, not a curated record. Gene Ontology annotation, molecular function: protein-macromolecule adaptor activity. Gene Ontology annotation, cellular component: endosome; HOPS complex.
AGGGCGUUUAUUGGAAAAUAACAAGUAACAGUUAGACAAAGAUUAAAAACAAAACCCAUAGCGAAGCCUUUUAUCGAAAAUUUUACAAACCAGAUCUACACUGUGAAAAUGGCACAGGCGAAGACGUCGCAGCCAAAAUUCUUGCCCCGUAUCGAAAAGAGCUCCAAUACUCACGUUGCCACUGCCGGCGGAAACCCAUUCGAUGAGGCAGAAGAUGAAGAAAUAUUCAGUAAGCGCAGGAUGACACUUAAUCUACCCAGCAACUGCAGCGGGGAGUUGAUGCAUUUGAUCGUCGCAAACAACUGGCUGUUUUGUUUACUAUCAGCAGAAGGGCGGUUGACACUGCUGCGAUUCUUUCUACCUCGCGCAAUUCCACCAGGCCAAACUGCUUUAGAAAAAUAUCUUGCUGGCUAUAAAAUAACAAAUAUUUUUCUUGAUACUACCGGCCAUCACCUCAUUGUUUCACUGGUGCCCAAAUCACCAGGUGUCUCGGCCGAUUUUCUCUAUAUACACAGCACGGAAUCGCCCCAAGGACAACAGCUCAAAGUGCGUCGAAUCGAGAAGCUAAAAGAUCACGAAAUCACAUCGGUUGCUUUCAACACAUACCACGGUGACAAAUCCACGACAAGCUAUAUACUAAUGGGCACCAGUCGCGGGCUUAUUUUUGAAACAGAACUGGGACCAGCCAGCGACACGCAGAGAAAACAGCUCUACGACCUGGGUCUGGGUCUUAGCAAAUAUCCCAUUAACGGGCUGGAGGUACUGCGUGUGCCUAAUAGCAAUCGUUGGAUAGUUGUUGCCAACACACCGGACAGUAUUUACACAUUCUACGAAACGCUAAAGCCGGACGAACGUUCCCUGCAGCCCAUUUUUGCGAGCUAUGUAAAUGGCGAGCGGGAACUAUCCCAAAAACAACAAAAAACCGAUUUGAGUUACUCAACGCUUCGGUUUUUUGCUCCUCCCAAUAGCAAGUAUCCAAAACAAUGGGCCUGGCUAUGCGGCGCUGGCAUACGCAUUGGUGAGCUUUCAAUAGAUCCUAAGAGUAGUGAACCGCUGAUGGGCGACACGUUGAUCAAUUUGGAUUUGGAAAAAGGCAAACAUUUGUCUUAUGACGAACGACGUAUACAUGUGCCCAAAUCCUUCGUGUUAACGGAGUAUCAUGCCGUGCUACUUUACGCGGACUACAUAAAAGCCAUAUGUUUGCUUAACCAGGAGUUAGUGUACCAUGACUCAUUCGAUGAGGCCAGAGUUGGAAAGCUUUUAAAUAUGGAACGGGACCCUGUGACAGGUGCCAUAUACGUUUAUACAGACAAAGCGGUCUUUACGCUUAAAAUUACCCACGAGGAGCGAAACAUAUGGCGUAUAUAUUUAAAUAGGGGCCAAUACGAACUGGCAACGGCGCAUGCCGCCGGAGUGCCCGAGAAUCUACAGCUGGUAUUGGCGCAGCGUGCAGAGGCUGCAUUUAAAGAAGGCGCUUAUGAGGCUGCCGCAAAUUAUUAUGCAGAAACCAAUGAGACAUUUGAAAAGGUGUGCUUAAAAUUCAUGGUGCUGCCCGAUAAAAGACCAAUAGUUAACUACGUUAAGAAGCGACUCACUAAGCUGACCAUGAUGAAUGUGGAAGAACGGGCCGAGCAUCAAGCUGAUGCCAUCAAGGCCCUAAUCAUCUGGCUGAUCGAUCUCUAUCUAACGCAAAUUAACACGCCCGGCAACGACGAAGCCUUGCGCGAAGAAUGGCAGGCGGAGUACGAUGAGUUCAUGCGUGAGCCACCUGUUUUAGCAUGCACAAAUGAGCAACGCAUUGCUGUGCGACAGCUCAUUGCAGAGCAUGCGGAUCCGCACAACUUAACGCAAUUCGCAAUCUCUAUAGACGACUACGAGGAGGUGAUCGGACAACAGCUGAAAGCAGACAGGCAUCCUGAAGCGCUGCAAACGCUGUGUAAACAGCGAGAUUUGACGCUCUACUACAAGUAUGCUCCUCAGCUAAUGGAACGUCUACCAAAGCAAACGAUCGAUGCCCUGAUGGCACAAGGCGCCAAAUUAGAGAUUGAGAAAGUAGUGCCUACCCUUAUAAUAAUAGAUACGCAGGAACAGCGGGAGCAGGUCAUACGCUAUCUCGAGUUUGCCGUCUAUAAGCUAAAUACCUCAAACGAUGCCAUACAUAAUUUCCUCCUGCAUCUAUAUGCGCAAUACGAUAGAAAGCAGCUAAUGAAAUACCUGGAAAUACAGGGCCGGGAUGAAACAUUGGUAAAUUACGACAUUCACUUCGCAUUGAAGGUGUGCACCGAAUUGGAUGUGAAGGUGGCCUGUGUGUUCCUGCAGUGUAUGCUGUGCAUGUGGACAACUGCUGUCGACUUGGCGCUACAAUUCGACAUGAAAUUAGCCAAAGAGACGGCAGUAAGGCCACAGGACAGUGAGACACGCCGCAAACUGUGGCUACGCAUAGCCUACCAUGAAAUUAAGGGUACGAACGAUGUAAAAAAGGCCCUGAGCCUGCUAAAUGAAAGCGAGCUGUUGCGGAUUGAGGAUCUGCUGCCAUUCUUUUCAGAUUUUGAAAAGAUUGACAAUUUUAAAGAGGCUAUUUGUGAUGCUCUAAAGAAAUACAACGAGCGCAUACAGGUCUUGCAGAAGGACAUGGCUGAAACAAGGAAGCAGUCGCAACUUGUGUGCAAGGAACUGCGUCAACUGAAACAACACAGCAUUCGAAUGGAGGCGCAAGACGUGUGCGACAUCUGUGAUCUUAUACUGCUGGUUUUACCAAUGCUCAGUAAGGAACGCAGUCGCCGACUUACGAUGUUGAAGCAACAAAUGGAAAAUUUAAUGGCACAAACAAUAGGCUCGACCAAUCACACAACCGAGCAACAGGCGAAACGCGUUGAUCUCAAAACAGAAAUCGAGGACAUACUUGCGUCCGAUUGCCUCUACUGUGGCCUGUUGAUUGAGACCAUAGACCAGCCUUUCUUCGACGAUUGGGAUCAGGUGAACGUCGAGUGGGAAUAGCAGAGCCUUAGUUAUUGCAACGGAUACAUGUAUAUACUAGAAUAAACUACCCGAAUCGCACUUUCUGGUUCCAAUGUUAAAAAUA